Messenger RNA from Tripterygium wilfordii, 1712 nucleotides. RefSeq names its product protein HESO1. The transcript is spliced from 9 exons. Bases 226 to 1512 code for a protein of 428 amino acids. The record is from RefSeq and is a predicted model, not a curated record. Gene Ontology annotation, molecular function: RNA uridylyltransferase activity. Lineage: Eukaryota; Viridiplantae; Streptophyta; Magnoliopsida; Celastrales; Celastraceae.
CGUCCAUUGUGUGCCCCGACUUUUUGCAACUCCUAAAUCUGAUAGAUAAAGAACCCCUGCCGCCGCAUGUCUUUUGUUGUUCUUGUUAGUGAAAUUGGGCUGUUUGUUUUCCUUUUCCUUGCUGUGCAAUGAUCUAAGGGUCUUCAAUCCUUAAUUAUAUGAAAAUUUUCAGAAUUUCAGAUCUGUUGGUUGAUCGAAGGGUCUGUGGAUAGAGAGUGACAAGAAAUGAACCCCUACAGCAUGUUGGAGUCUAUUCUCAGGGAUGUACUCGCAGUAAUAAAGCCUCAAAAGGAGGACUGGGAUACUCGAAGUAGAAUCAUUGACGAGUUGCGAGAUGUUGCUGGAUCUGUGGAAAGUUUGAGAGGUGCGACAUUAGAGCCAUAUGGAUCAUUUCUGUCUAACCUUUUCACUCGCUGGGGAGAUUUGGAUAUCUCGAUUGAGUUACCCAAUGAUUCGCAUAUCUCAUUAUCGGCAAAGAAACGCAAAAGGAGUUUACUUGGAGAUCUGCUGAGGGCCUUAAGACACAAAGAUCGAUUUGCAGGUGGAUGGCAAAGGUUGCAGUUGAUCCCAAAUGCGAGGGUUCCCAUUUUAAAACUUGAGAGUAUCUACCAUAGCAUCCGCUGUGAUAUUUCAAUCGAUAAUAUUCAGGGCCAAACUAAGUCUAAAUUUUUGUUUUGGAUCAAUAGCAUUGAUGGGCGCUUUCGUGAAAUGGUCUUACUGGUGAAGGAAUGGGCGAAGACCCAGAAUAUCAAUAACCCUAAGGCUGGGACAUUCAAUUCCUACUCCCUUAGUCUGCUUGUUAUUUUCCAUUUUCAGACAUGUGUACCUGCUAUUUUACCUCCUCUUAAAGAAUUAUAUCCCAGAAAUGUUGUUGAUGAUCUUACAGGUCCGAGAGAAGAUGCUGAGAAACGUAUUGCAGAAAUAUGUGGUGCUAACAUUCAGAGGAUCAUGUCAGACAAAUUCAGGCCUAUCAACCGAAGUUCAAUGUCUGAACUUUUCAUUUCAUUCCUUGCAAAGUUUUCCGAUAUAGAUUCAAAGGCGGUGAACCUAGGAGUCUGCCCAUUUACGGGGCAAUGGGAAGAUAUCGGAAGCAAUAUGAGAUGGAUGCCCAGAACAUAUGCAGUGUUUGUCGAGGAUCCUUUUGAACAGCCAGAAAAUACUGCAAGGACGGUGAAUGCUGGACAAUUGACAUGGAUAGCUAACGCAUUUCGGACAUCCCACCAUCAGUUAGUCCGCAAUCAGUCCCCGAGAAGAGUCCUUAGCAUGUUGGUCAGCGCACAGGCCUUUGCAGAAGUAGUAAGUACAUCAGUUCGGUACCAAAGCUACCAUUCGACAACUCAAUCACAGUUACAGAGGCCUGUGCACUCCCCUUCACAAGGGCAACAUCAGCCCCGUUACAAGAAGCCAGAAGGUAGCCAAAACAGUGUGACGGUGAGAAAACCGGUGCAGCAACAGAACCCUAGAGGCCAGCAAGUUUGGAGGCCAAAAUCGAAUGAAUCAAAGGCUUCAUAGGGUUUCUUUUGGCUGUGUUUUUGCUUCUUAUAGUGAGUGCAGUGUGUAAGCAAGUGCAAUGGCAUCUAGUUGGCUAAUAACUGGAGUACGUUGAUUCUUUGUAAUGUUUUCAAGCCAAUUGUACUGUCAAGCAAUUCAAUGUGAAUAUAAAUUGAACUUUUGAGUAUCAAUUUGAAUUUAAAAAAUUAUGCUUUUGUUUA